Trichoderma atroviride IMI 206040 is the source of this 4923-nucleotide messenger RNA. RefSeq lists its product as uncharacterized. Gene Ontology annotation, molecular function: ATP hydrolysis activity; ATP binding; ATPase-coupled intramembrane lipid carrier activity. Lineage: Eukaryota; Fungi; Ascomycota; Sordariomycetes; Hypocreales; Hypocreaceae. The record is from RefSeq and is a predicted model, not a curated record. Gene Ontology annotation, cellular component: plasma membrane. Gene Ontology annotation, biological process: post-Golgi vesicle-mediated transport; phospholipid translocation; endocytic recycling.
AUGGCUGGACGACAACCUAUGGGACGCCAUGGCGGGCCCUCAAAUAACGACGACCUCUUGCUCGACCUGGACAACGAGCAGCCAAUCUACAGCGCAGGCCAGCGGUCGGCCUUGAACGACGACGAUCUUGCCCGAGCCUAUGAUCUCGACCACGACCCGCAGAGCCGGCCCUCUGUGUCCUACGAUGACUUUGUCGGAGCCGAGCCGUCAUAUCCACAGGCAGGUCGCUCCAUGGGAGCGCAGGCGGCGCAACCGCCAGGAAACCCAGGGCCGUAUCACGCUGGGCAAUUCAGCCAAUCGUCGGACCUCGACAACUACCAGCGCUACGCCGACGACUACGAAGACUAUCCUGAAGAUGACAUGUUAUACCAGCAAGGAGGCGCCGGGGAUGCGGGGCAGUCCUCAGCUGCUAGAAACAAUGCGAUGGCCCGCAACAGUGUGCUGACUCUGGGAGGAGGCUUUUUUGGCAAGCUGAAGCAUAGGCUCGGGAUGGGCCAGGGCUACUCAGAGAUGGAUUUGCCUCUGACAGAGCCCGGGGCGAGGGUCCCUUCGCAACAACAGCCGCCGGAACAGCCCAAGGGGAAUAUGAUGAGCAAAUUCAAGUUUGGCCGUAGCAAACCGGAUCCUUCGACUAUGGGACCAAGGAUCAUCCACCUGAAUAACCCUCCUGCGAACGCCGCCAACAAGUACGUUGGCAAUCACAUUUCAACGGCCAAGUACAACAUCGCUACCUUUCUACCCAAAUUUCUCUUUGAACAAUUCUCAAAGGUUGCCAACAUCUUCUUCCUGUUCACGGCCGCUUUGCAACAGAUUCCCGGUCUUUCGCCCACGAACAAGUAUACGACAAUCGGACCAUUGGCCAUUGUGCUCUUGGUCUCUGCCAUCAAGGAGUUGGUAGAGGAUUACCGAAGACGAACUGCGGAUAAUGCUCUCAAUACUUCCCUGGCGCGAGUUUUACGUGGUUCGAACUUUACGGAAACGAAAUGGAAUGCUGUGACAGUUGGUGACGUAGUCAGAGUUGAGUCUGAGGAGCCUUUCCCGGCCGAUCUGGUUCUCCUCGCAAGUUCCGAGCCCGAAGGUCUCUGUUAUAUCGAAACGGCAAACCUGGACGGCGAGACCAACUUGAAGAUUAAGCAAGCUCUCCCCGAGACUUCGACAAUGGUUUCACCCAGCGAGCUCAGCCGGCUGGGCGGGCGCGUCAAGUCGGAACAGCCCAACAGCAGCCUGUACACGUACGAAGCGACAUUGACGAUGCAGGCAGGUGGAGGAGAGAAGGAGCUCGCGUUGAACCCAGAGCAGCUACUCCUCCGAGGCGCCACCUUAAGAAAUACUCCAUGGAUCCAUGGCAUUGUCGUCUUCACGGGCCACGAAACCAAGCUAAUGCGAAACGCCACAGCGACGCCAAUUAAGCGGACCAAGGUCGAGAGACAGCUCAACUGGCUCGUGCUCAUGCUAGUCGGUAUGCUGUUGGCACUUAGUCUCAUCUGUACCAUUGGAGACUUGGUGAUGCGCGGCGCCACGGGCGACUCGCUUUCAUACCUCUACCUGGACAAAAUCGACAGUGCCGGAACCGCGGCCGGAGUCUUCUUUAAAGACAUGGUUACGUAUUGGGUGUUGUUCUCUGCCUUGGUUCCCAUCUCUCUCUUCGUUAGUAUAGAAUUGGUCAAAUACUGGCAUGCUAUCCUCAUCAAUGACGAUCUCGACAUGUACUACGAUAAGUCUGAUACGCCAGCUACUUGCCGAACCUCGAGUUUGGUUGAGGAGCUUGGCAUGGUUGAGUAUGUGUUUUCAGACAAGACUGGUACGCUUACCUGCAACCAGAUGGAGUUCAAACAAUGCUCUAUUGGUGGCAUCAUGUACGCCGAAGAGGUUCCCGAGGACCGCCGGCCGACUGGCAUGGACGACGAGGAGUCGGCCAUUUUUGACUUCAAGACACUCCAAGCCAACCUGGAAAGCGGCCAUGAAACCGCGGGAAUGAUUGAUCAUUUUCUCUCCUUGCUAGCCACCUGCCACACGGUUAUCCCUGAAAUGAACGAGAAAGGACAGAUUAAAUAUCAAGCAGCCUCUCCCGAUGAAGGUGCGCUGGUGGCCGGAGCAGUCACCAUGGGUUACCGAUUUACUGCUCGAAAGCCCAGAUCCGUCCUUAUCGAAGCGAACGGCCGACCGCAAGAAUACGAACUACUAGCCGUCUGCGAGUUCAACUCGACCCGUAAGCGAAUGUCAGCCAUUUUCCGCUGUCCGGAUGGCAAGGUUCGAAUCUACUGCAAGGGUGCCGACACCGUCAUCUUGGAACGACUAAAUGACCAAAACCCUCAUGUCGAAGUCACUUUGCGCCAUCUCGAAGAGUACGCCUCGGAGGGUCUCAGGACGCUUUGUUUGGCUAUGCGCGAAGUUCCCGAACAAGAAUACCAAGAGUGGCGCCAGCUCUUCGACGCGGCAGCGACGACUGUGGGUGGUAACCGAGCUGACGAGCUGGACAAGGCUGCUGAGAUUAUCGAACAUGACUUUUACCUUCUUGGGGCCACUGCCAUCGAAGAUCGUCUCCAGGAUGGCGUACCAGAGACCAUUCACACUCUCCAGCAGGCCAACAUCAAAGUCUGGGUCUUGACGGGCGAUCGACAGGAAACGGCCAUCAAUAUCGGAAUGAGCUGUAAGCUUCUUAGUGAAGACAUGAUGCUCUUGAUUGUCAACGAAGAGUCGGCCGCUGCCACCCGCGACAACAUCCAGAAGAAGCUCGAUGCCAUUAGAACACAAGGAGAUGGUACCAUUGAAAUGGAGUCGCUUGCUCUCAUCAUUGACGGCAAGUCUCUCACCUAUGCUCUUGAAAAGGGCUUGGAUAAGCUCUUCCUCGAUCUCGCCGUCAUGUGCAAGGCAGUCAUCUGUUGCCGUGUGUCACCUUUACAGAAAGCCUUGGUCGUCAAGCUGGUCAAGAAGCAUCGAAAGCAAUCAAUCCUUCUUGCUAUUGGCGACGGAGCAAACGAUGUUUCCAUGAUCCAGGCAGCACACAUUGGUGUUGGUAUCAGUGGUGAAGAAGGUCUACAGGCCGCACGAAGUGCCGACGUGGCUAUUGCUCAGUUCAGGUAUUUACGAAAGCUGCUACUCGUUCACGGCGCGUGGAGCUACCAGCGAGUGAGCAAGACGAUUCUGUUUUCUUUUUACAAGAACAUCGCCCUAUACUUGACGCAGUUUUGGUACACGUUCCAGAAUGUUUUCUCCGGUCAAGUUAUUUACGAAUCAUGGACCCUGUCUUUCUACAACGUCUUCUUUACCUUCUUCCCGCCGCUUGCCAUUGGUAUCUUGGAUCAGUUCAUCUCUGCGCGGUUGCUUGAUCGCUACCCUCAGCUCUACAUGAUGGGCCAGCAGAAUUCCGCGUUCAAACUCAAAGUUUUUGCACAGUGGAUUGUCAACGCUGUCUAUCACUCCCUCGUCCUCUACAUCUUUGCCGAGUUGAUCUGGUACAGCGAUCUGAUUGACAACCAGGGACAGACUGACGGUCACUGGGUGUGGGGAACGGCUCUAUACGGAGCUGUCCUCCUUACGGUCCUGGGCAAGGCGGCACUGGUAACGAACAACUGGACCAAGUACCACGUUCUGGCCAUUCCGGGCAGCAUGGCUGUCUGGUGGGUUUUCAUUGCCGUGUACGGUACCGUCGCGCCCAAGGUCCACGUCUCAACCGAGUACUUUGGCGUUAUCCCCAAGCUAUACAGCAGCCCAAUCUUUUGGCUCCAAACUUUUGUGCUGGCAUGUUUGUGUUUGUCGCGUGAUUUUGCCUGGAAGUAUGCCAAGCGAAUGUACUUUCCACAGACGUACCACCAUAUUCAGGAGAUUCAAAAGUACAAUAUUCAGGACUACCGGCCUAGGAUGGAGCAAUUUCAAAAGGCUAUCCGCAAGGUUCGGCAGGUGCAGCGUAUGCGUAAGCAGCGUGGCUAUGCCUUUUCGCAGGCCGAUGAGAGUCAGACGCGCGUGCUUCAGGCAUACGACACGACAAAGCACCGAGGACGGUAUGGAGAAAUGGAGAGCUCAAGACCAAUAGACGGGAUAUAAAAAAAACUAGCUGUUUUAGGAUGGUUGUAAUGAUUUUCUACUUAAUGUCAUGUCAAAAUCAAGGAGUGAGUGUAUUCUUUUUGGGGGGGAAGCGGAGUGGCAAUAAGGAGUAGCAUGGGUGGUAGCCAUGUUUGAUGACUGAAGCCAGAUGGAGGACUAUGAUUGCUUUUUCCGUCUCUCUAUUAGCUAUUAUGCCAUAUAUGAUGACUUCUCCAAAACUCUUGGCUCUGGCGGCUUGUUUUCUGGCUUUUUGUUUUGUAUAACUCGUCUUGGUGUGAUUCUGCUUGUGGAUGGGGGGUGAACGAAGCAGGAAUUAAAAAGAGGGGGGCAUUGGUUGUACGGAGUUGGAGUUUAUGUUGCUAGAUGCUUUAUGUAGUGUUUGUGGCCAUGUUUUGGAAAAAGAACAAGAAUAUCAUUCGUUUGCAAGUGCGACCAUAGGAUGCGAUAUCAUUAAUGGCAAGCUGUUGAUGAAAUCUUGAGAUGUGAUUCUAGAGGCAUCUUUAGACGGAGAUUGAGUUGUCCGUGUAACUUGAGCUUUGUGACAGGCUGUUAUGUCAGAUAUCAACUUUUCAAUCUCUAUAAUUGAUUGGUGUGAUAUAGUUUUCGCUGCUUCCAGACAACCUUGCCAAAUGCAAGUUUUUGCGCAAUACGUUACACACUUGACGUGUAGAUGAACAAUGAGCAUCAUCAAGACUUUGAACUGGAAACGGGCAAGAUACGAGUUGUCAUCCAUGAUCUACUCUCUUUCACUGUAAAGUUGUGAUGCCUCACGUAUGACAAGUCGUUCACUCUGACACAAUACACAUGAUAUCAACAGCCAGGUUCUACCACAUUCUCGAUUUGGCUUAUUUAAAUCCGGGUAACUAGAGGUUACACUGC